This is a messenger RNA of Neoarius graeffei (lesser salmon catfish), 3739 nucleotides long. RefSeq names its product polymerase (DNA directed) kappa (gene polk). Gene Ontology annotation, molecular function: DNA-directed DNA polymerase activity; damaged DNA binding. Gene Ontology annotation, cellular component: nucleus. Gene Ontology annotation, biological process: error-prone translesion synthesis. The transcript has 17 exons. Bases 789 to 3518 code for a protein of 909 amino acids. NCBI's taxonomy places the organism in Eukaryota, Metazoa, Chordata, Actinopteri, Siluriformes, Ariidae. The record is from RefSeq and is a predicted model, not a curated record.
GGCCUGUGGGGCAUUAUGAAAUUGUAUGAAAGAACAGAGAACAGAGAAGUUUAUUCAGGUCAUAAGGCUGCUCUACCAGGGUACAUAAGUGUGCCGUCCUCCAUAAUGGGCAAAUGUCUGACUGGUUCAAAGUUAAAACAGGUGUGAAACAAUGCUGUGGAAUGUCCAGCUUCCUCUUCUUCUUUACACUUGACAGGAUCAUAUGCCAAACAACAGAAAAGGCUAACACCGGGAUAAGAUGGAAGAUUAUGGAGCAGCUUGAAGACCUUGAUUUUGCAGAUGAUAUUGCCCUAAUCUCCAUAAUAACAAACUAGAUGCAGAGGAAAACUACUAAGCUUUCGGAUGCAGCUAGUACAAUCCGGUUAUGAAUCAGCAGGAAGAAAACCGAGGUCCUUAAGAUCAACUGAUAAGGAAAGGACAAAAUAAAGUUUCCUGAUGGCAAAAAGAUCAAAGAAGAUGACUUUGUAUACCUGGGCACAAAAUGAGCAGAAAAGCAUCUCAGCAUGCAACAGCCGAAGACCACAUUGGGUUCCACUCCUGCCAGCCAAGAACAGGAAUCUUAGAAUCAAGAACAAGCUCCUAUUAGAGUGGCCGUUUUAUCCAGUAUUUUAGUGAGUGGUAGUGAAGGUUUCGCUCCUGGACUGCAGGUGGCGCCAUGGCAGCGUUUUGUCGGUUUUCGACGAGGAAGUUUGAAAAUGGCGGUGAAGGCAACAGCAGUGUCGAAAUGUUUUCAGCUAUUUUCAGCGAACCAGUGAAGUAAACCAAUAGCUGUAGCUGUAAUACUGAAAAUGGAACCCAGUAGCAGCAGGGGACUGGACCCCAUCCUCUCCAGAGUGGCCCUGAAUGAUAACAAGGCAGGCAUGCAGGGCCUCGACAAGGAGAAAAUCAACAAGAUUAUUCUCGAAACAUCCAAGGGAUCCAGAUUCUAUGAGAAUGAACUGAAAAAGGAGCGUCAGGUGAACCAGCGCAUCGAGAAGAUGAUGCGGUGUAAAGCUAAGGUUACUGAACAGCAAAUACAGAAAGCGCAAGCAGAGGUGGAAAAGCUGACUGCUGAUCUGGAAAAGACUCGCAAGCUGGACAGGGUGAUUGUGCAUGUGGAUAUGGAUGCCUUCUAUGCUGCUGUGGAGAUGAGAGACUGUCCAGAACUGAAAGACAAACCCAUGGCUGUGGGCUCCAUGAGCAUGUUGUCCACUUCAAACUACCAUGCCAGGAGGUAUGGUGUCCGUGCUGCCAUGCCAGGCUUCAUUGCUAAGAAGCUCUGCCCGGAUUUGGUCAUCGUUCCACUCAACUUUGACAAAUAUAGAGCAGUGAGUGAGCAGGUGCGAGAGGUAUUUGCAGACUAUGAUCCUCACUUUUUGCCCAUGAGUUUAGAUGAAGCUUAUCUGGACAUCACUGAGCAUCUGGAGCAGAGGAAGCACUGGCCUGAGUCUAUGAGAACGUAUCAGAUCUGUGAAAUGAAGACCACAGGAGUGAAAGAGAUGAAUGAACUCGAGACUUCCCCUGUGCUGUUUGAGGACAGCCCAAGUUCCUCCCCUAUUGUCUCAGGGGCUGAUCGGAAGGUGGAGGUAUUUGGGACAAGUCCUGAAGAAGCUGUGAGAGAGAUGCGCUUUCGCAUCGAGCAGAAAACAACACUGACGGCAAGCGCCGGUAUCGCACCAAACAUGAUGCUUGCAAAAGUGUGCAGUGAUAAGAACAAGCCCAAUGGUCAAUACAGAAUUCUUCCUGAGAGAAAGGCUGUGAUGGACUUCGUCCAAGAGCUGCCUGUUCGGAAGGUCUUUGGGAUCGGGAAAGUAACUGAAAAGAUGCUCACUGCUUUAGGCAUCAUCAAUUGUUCUCAGUUUGGACAGCAGAUGGCGAUGCUCUCAUUGCUCUUCUCUGAAACAACCUGGCACCGUUUCCUCCAGAUUUCACUGGGGCUCGGUUCUAUUCACAUAGACAGAGAUUCUGAGAGAAAAAGCAUGAGCACAGAAAGGACAUUUGCAGAGAUGAGUGAUGCACACAAGCAGUACUCACUGUGCAGGGAGCUCUGUCACGAUUUGGCAAAGGAUGUACAGAAGGAGGGCCUGAAGGGUAAAACUGUCACUUUGAAACUGAAGAAUGUCAACUUUGAGGUGAAGACCAGAGCGUUCACACUGCAGUGUGCUGUGUGCACCGAAGAGGAGAUUUUUGCUGCUGCUAAGGACCUUUUGAAAGCUGAGAUUGAUAAUGUCAGCCCUCUACCCCUGAGACUGAGAUUAAUGGGUGUUAGGAUUUCAAGCUUCAUCAGUAUUGAUGAUAAACAGCCCCUGCAGAAAAGCAUUGUGGGGUUUCUGAAGAUAGCAUCAGAUUCUAGCGGUCCAGCUCAGCCAUCCAAAUCAGAAAUCAGCAGCGUGUUGGGUUCUAGUGUCAAUUCAACAAGGGAACAGUGUCCUGAGACCAGAAGUCCUUCAUUUAUAGAGGAGAAAUCUAAACCAUUCAGUAAGUGGCGGACAGAAUCUGGUUGCACUACUGAAUCUCAGCAACAGACCUUUUUCCAGAAGGCUCAUGCAAAGAGGCUGCAAAAACAAUAUGAGCAAGAAGAAACAUCUGCAGACAAAAUAUCUAAAUGUUUAGCCAUAGAUUCAGCAAAUAACCCUGCCUUUAUUGUUCCAACCCACAAAGCAACAGUCAAAACGGAAGAAACUCGGACAUGCACAUGGAUAAAACAUCCGGAUACAGAUGAAACUGCAGCCAAAGCUGACUCAAGUGUGUCCAAAACAAACACAGUAUCAUAUACAACCCAAACAAAAACACAGUCUACAAACAUGCAGUGUUUUACGUGUCCCGUGUGCUUCAGUGAAAUAGAAACUAAAGGCCUGUCAUCAUUCAACCAACAUAUAGACAAGUGUCUUAGCAGUGAACUGGACAAGAAAAACACAUCCAUGGAUGAAUGUGAGGAAGAGAAACUACUGGGCAAGCAAGAUGAAGUAGAAAAAGAUCAUGUUCAUCAUAAAAUCACAGAUUUGAGCUCAGGAAGCAGGACAUCGGUAUUGAAAAGAAACGAUGAAGGGCCUUACACCAGUACCUCCACACCCGUUUUUGAAAACGAUGCCCAUUCUGAUUUUAGAACGCCAUUUUUUAAACGCUUUACAAGCACGCGUGAAAAGCGUUCUCUUGUACCUCAUGAAGCCAUGAGUGAUUCAGGAUCUGUAUCUUUCCUCCAAGCAGCUAGUUCAGUUCAAGCUAUUAGUCAGUCACUGGACACGAAUGUGUCCACUUUGACAUGUCCAGUGUGCAACCAGGCUCAGGAUACUGAUGACCUCGUUCUCUUCAACCAUCAUGUGGAUAUGUGUCUGAAUCAGGAAGUGCUUUCGGAGUUUAGAGAAGCCGUUCCUCCAAGAGAUUCCAGAAUCAAAGGUCAUGAGAAGGACUCGACUGCAAGAGGAAAGAGCAAAAGACGAGGAUCACCACCACCUCCUCCCUCAAAGAAAACCAAAGCCAUCAGUACAAGACACACCAUUGAUAAAUUCUUCAAGGGGAACAGAAAUCAGAAAUUUUAACUUGCUUCAUCUUAUCUCUUGGUGUCUGUGUCUGCUACACCUGAUAGCAGGUACAGACCAGGCAGUGCAGCUGUCAAUGAAGUAAUGAAUAUUUAAAAAAAAACAUCAUGAGUCAAGAUGUUUUGCUGAACUUCCAUUUUGGAUGGAAUAUAUAUAUAUAUAUAUAUAUGAGUGAUUCCACGCUUAUGGGUACUGAAAUGGGGACAUGAACUUAUUUUUAA